GCGUGCUAGGUGCCAUGGAAACAUCUCCUGGUGGUAACUCAGCCCUCAGCUUGUGCAAGGUGCCUUCACAGGGAAGUGCUGGCUGUGAGCAGUCCUCUUUUACUAUGAGUUAAUUUCUACCUUCCACCAGCUCUGGAGGGAAACCACUGAUUAAGGCAAUGCCUAGCAAUUAUCCUGUGAUAAGUUAAUUGCAGAGCAACAGCCCCAUGGCUGCGGUGAUCUCUGGCCAGGCUGUACGGCUUUGUGGAGGGGAAGAAAGGUGAUGGUGUCUUGGAGCAGCCCAGCUGAAACACUGGCACUCUGCUGCAGCCUAACAUGGGAGCGGGCGCCUCCCUUUCCAUUUGUCAAUCAUUCUCUUCUAUACAAGUUAGGCACACAACAAAUAAAGUUUCACCAGAGCUACAGUUCAGCAGAGAAAAAAGCACAUUUGGUGUUCCUCUGGAAAGCCUUGUAGAGGAUGCAAAGCAAUGUGGGGUUCCUUCUCUUGUGACACAGAUGGUGGAGUACCUGGAGGUGUUUGGUCUGGAGCGUGUCGGUAUAUUUCGGGUUGGUGGCUCAGCAAAUAAAAUCAAGGAAUUAAGGCAGAAGUACAAUCAAGGGGAAAAAGUAGACCUUAUUAAUGAUGGAGAUGUUGAUUCUGUGGCCAGUCUCCUGAAGCUCUUUCUGAAAGAACUACCAGUGGCUGUUUUUCCAGACAAUAUUUGUUCUGGCUUGCUAAAAACUUUCCAAGAACACAAAAUCAACACAACAGAAUGCAUAGAGAACCUGAGACAGUUGCUCAGCUGCCUGCCCAAAGCCCAUCAAAACCUUCUUCAGUUCCUGUCUGCUUUCCUGUUAAAGGUGGCAACCUACAGUGCAGUUAAUUUCAUGACUCUGGAAAACCUGGCCAUCGUGUUUGGACCUGCUCUAUUCAAGAUUCCUGUCAGUCCCUUGGCUUGUGAAGAGCAAAGGCUUUACAAUGGCCUCCUGCUGUAUUUGCUCCAACACCAGGAGAUGCUUUUUGUUGGCCUGGACCCUUGUUUCUCACAGAGACAAGAAGAUGGCCUUCAGGCAAGCAACACAGAAGAUGCAGGAGGGGACAGACUCACAUUGCUAAGCAUUCAGGAUAAGUCCUUCAACACGACAGCUUUAGCAGAGUGUGACGGGUAUUCAGACUCUGUGCAUGAAGAUCAAGCAGGCAGCUCCAGUCCCAGAGACGAUGAUAACAAAGAAAAUUACCCGGCCAACUCUGCUGUCUUAGAGGAAAGGCAGCUGCCUUUGCAAGACACCCAGCAGCACAAGCAGCAGGUUUUAACUGACUGCACUCUAAAGCCCGAAAUGGGCAACUUAAAGCUGAGGAAACCUAAGCCCAUUGCAAAGCUAGAAAAUGGAAAAAGCCAUGAGGAAAAUCAGGAGCUGGAGUGUGCAUUGCCAGGCCUCUCAGAGUGGCAGGGGAAGGCUGGAUGCUCAGCUAAUAACUACGCACAGAACGUGGCUUUGAAAUGCCAGGAAGCAGUGGUGAGAUUCCAGCCAAGAAUAGAUCAGAGCACAAGCAUUUCACCAAAAGAAGCAACUGAUCAAUUUAACAGCUUAAAUGAGAAUUCUUUGUUGAAGCUGCAAGCCCUGGAAACUGAUCUGUGCUCUGCAUUUCUGCCAGCCCAGGAGGAAACUCCCCAGCUGCCGGCACCCAAGGACACAGCCCCUUCUCCAGCCCAAAGCAGUGUGCAAGCUGAUGGGGCCAGUUGUGGAGAGCAAUAUCACUUCAUUUCUCCUAUUAUUGAUUUUAAUUUAAUGCAUCAGCAGAGAGAUAGCGAAGAUCCUGUGCCAGCCCACAGGGACUGGCAGAAUGACAUGGAGAGCAGCCCACAGGAGCAUCACUCCCUGGGGACCAGCCGACUGCUGUAUCACCUCACAGAUGGAGACAAUCCUCUCCUGUCACCACGCUGCUCUAUCUUUAGCCAAAGCCAGAGAUUUAAUCUAGACACAGAGUCUGCCCCUUCUCCACCAAGUGCUCAACCUUUCAUGAUGCCCAGAAGUUCUUCCAGGUGUAGCUGUGAAGACUGCAAAGAACCACAGACAGUAACACAGCUUACCAAGCAUCUUCAGAGCCUCAAGAGAAAAAUCAGGAAGUAUGAAGAAAAGUUUGAGCAAGAAAAAAAAUACCUGCCUUCUCAUGGUGACAAGACUUCCAAUCCUGAGGUUCUGAAGUGGAUGAAUGCUCUGGCCAAAGGUCGGAAGCAGCUCAAAGAGCUCAAACUCAGAAUGUCAGAAGAGCAAAACUGUACCUCCACAGUGCCCCAAAGAAAUGAGCAGUGUGAAGACAGUGGCACCUCUAAAGAGGCUGGUACACAGGAGGUCACAAGCAUGGAACCAGCUCCCUCAGUGGAAGAAACCAUGGAGAGUGUGUUGAGACGACUAAAGGAGAAAAGACAGCACUUCAACCUUCCUGAGACUAUUAAGGAUAUGACAAAAAAGCAAAUGGCUUUGGAAAAAAUCAAUCUUCAGAAAUGUCUACUAUAUUUUGAGAGUAUUCAUGGACAACCUGUAACUAAGCAAGAAAAGAGUCUCAUGAAACCUCUUUACGACAGAUACAGAAUUAUCAAGAAACUUCUGGCUGCUCCAUCUUUGAUCACAACAAUUCAGGAGGAAGAAGACUCAGAUGAAGACCAUUCUCAAAGCAGCCAUGAGUUAUCAUCUGGUCCAAUGUCUUGCUUCCCUGUUGAAGAGCACCUGUGUUACUCACAGGAGGAGAGUGAGCCUGCACAUAUUUCACCUCUGGAUGAAAAGAAAGUUUACAGGCAAACAGCCUUGUCAAUGUCCAAUUUACAUGAGGCAACAAUGCCAGUUCUGCUCGAACAUCUCAGAGAAACAAGAGCUGAUAAGAAGAGGCUUCGCAAAGCUCUUCGAGAGUUUGAGGAGCAGUUCUACAAACAGACAGGAAGGAGUCCUCAGAAAGAAGAUCGGGUGCCAAUGGCUGAGGAAUACUCUGAAUACAAGCACACAAAAGCCAAAAUCAGGCUCCUGGAGGUUCUCAUCAGUAAGCAUGAUAUUUCCAAAACAAUCUGAAGUGAAUGCAAUGCUGUGA
Serinus canaria (Common canary) is the source of this 3064-nucleotide messenger RNA. It is a transcript of the gene FAM13C, whose product is annotated as family with sequence similarity 13 member C. The record is from RefSeq and is a predicted model, not a curated record. The transcript is spliced from 22 exons. The coding region runs from base 316 to 3045 and encodes 909 amino acids. NCBI's taxonomy places the organism in Eukaryota, Metazoa, Chordata, Aves, Passeriformes, Fringillidae. Gene Ontology annotation, biological process: signal transduction.